This is a messenger RNA of Orcinus orca (killer whale), 2757 nucleotides long. RefSeq names its product RNA-binding protein 4B. Gene Ontology annotation, cellular component: cytosol; nuclear speck. Gene Ontology annotation, biological process: mRNA splicing, via spliceosome. The transcript is spliced from 4 exons. The record is from RefSeq and is a predicted model, not a curated record. Gene Ontology annotation, molecular function: mRNA binding; zinc ion binding. Bases 152 to 1231 code for a protein of 359 amino acids. NCBI's taxonomy places the organism in Eukaryota, Metazoa, Chordata, Mammalia, Artiodactyla, Delphinidae.
GCGGGGCAGCGCGCACUCGCGCGUGCGUGAGCUGGCGCGCGAGAAAGGGCCCGGUCACGCUGAGGCUUGAGCGGCCGUCGCCAUUUUGUAGGGUUCUCUCUGACGCGGGAGCCGCCGCCGCCGUCGCCGCCACCCGGAGGCUCUUGUCAGGAUGGUGAAGCUGUUCAUUGGAAACCUGCCCCGGGAGGCCACAGAGCAGGAGAUCCGCUCACUCUUCGAGCAGUAUGGGAAGGUGCUGGAGUGUGACAUCAUUAAGAACUACGGCUUUGUGCACAUAGAGGACAAGACGGCGGCCGAGGAUGCCAUACGCAACCUGCACCACUACAAGCUGCACGGGGUGAACAUCAACGUGGAAGCCAGCAAGAAUAAGAGCAAAGCUUCAACCAAGUUGCAUGUAGGCAACAUCAGUCCUACUUGUACCAACCAAGAGCUCCGGGCCAAGUUUGAGGAGUAUGGUCCAGUCAUCGAAUGUGACAUCGUGAAAGAUUAUGCUUUCGUACACAUGGAGCGGGCAGAGGAUGCAGUGGAGGCCAUCAGGGGCCUUGACAACACAGAGUUUCAAGGCAAACGAAUGCACGUGCAGUUGUCUACCAGCCGGCUUCGGACUGCCCCUGGGAUGGGAGACCAGAGUGGCUGCUAUCGGUGUGGGAAAGAGGGGCACUGGUCCAAAGAGUGUCCAGUAGAUCGUACGGGUCGUGUGGCGGACUUUACCGAGCAGUAUAACGAACAGUAUGGAGCAGUGCGCACACCUUACACCAUGGGCUACGGGGAAUCCAUGUAUUACAACGAUGCGUAUGGAGCGCUCGACUACUAUAAGCGUUACCGAGUCCGUUCUUACGAGGCAGUGGCAGCAGCAGCAGCAGCUUCCGCGUACAACUACGCAGAGCAGACCAUGUCCCAUCUGCCUCAAGUCCAGAGCACAGCUGUGACCAGUCACCUCAACUCCACUUCUGUUGAUCCCUACGACAGACACCUGUUGCCAAACUCAGGCGCUGCUGCCACCUCAGCUGCUAUGGCUGCUGCCGCUGCCACCACUUCCUCCUAUUAUGGAAGGGACAGGAGCCCCCUGCGUCGUGCUGCAGCUGUGCUCCCCACAGUUGGAGAGGGCUACGGUUAUGGGCCAGAGAGUGAGCUGUCUCAGGCUUCAGCAGCUGCACGGAAUUCUCUGUAUGACAUGGCCCGGUAUGAGCGGGAGCAGUAUGUGGACCGAGCACGGUACUCAGCCUUUUAAAAACUGGAGGUGUGAACCUCAAAUGGACUGAAUAACCUUGAGUUGGUUGCAGUCCCAGGAGCCUGAUGUUAAUGAGGCUGCCAGGAUGAAAUACUCCAGAACUGUUGGGGAUCCAAAUUCGGGUCUCACCCUAGCAGAACUGAUUCAAGAACGUCACAACUUUUGAAGUCGAUUGGCACAGAUCAAGACCAAGAUUUGGCCCUUUGUCUGUAAUAAGUAGAGGAACUUGGUGUGAGUUAACUUUUUUUUUCCCCCAGCCAUUGGUGUCUGGAGUUCCCAUCAUCAGUGGAAGAAUUAGAGAAUUUAGGAUUUCUUCUUUUGAUUUGGUAAGGGAGAUUUGGUCAAUUAAAGGAACUACUGGAAUUAUGGCUCUAAAUCUGUGACAGUAUGAUAUGCAGAUAUGUUGGAGGAUGAAUGAACCACUCCUUGAUACCCUUUGUGAUUGUGAUACCCAUUUCUGAAAAUUUGUUCACUAUGAAAGAUUAAAAAUGAGACAAAUUUAGAAGACUGCAGUUGGCCAUAUUUGAGACCUUGGCAUCUUCUGAUUGUUCUGGAUAAAUUAUGGUUCUUGAUAAUAUCUGUAUGCCCUUUGUUGCAGCAACAGUAGCCUUGUAUCACAGAAGUAGUCUUGCCUAAAAGAUUGGUGAGAAAGUGAGAAAGAUAUGUUUAUCACCAACACAGCAGUCUUCCAGAUAGACUGCUUCUUGUUCUAUAUAUAGCUAAAAGUAAACUCCUAUAUAUAGCCAUAGAAGACUCCUAGGUAAUUAUAUGGGUUGUAAGUUUGAUCCGGUCUGACUUGGAUUUGUUUUGUUCUGUUCUUUUCUUUCCCCCUGGAAUACAGGACAGGACCGGGGCCCUUGUACUCGGAGCCAAGCUGCUCUCCAGGCAUUGUGUAAGCCUCUUGUGUUGUGCUCUCUUUCAGGUAGGAUAAUUGCGGACUGAACCCUCGGGCUGCGGUCAUAUAUGAGAACUUGCUCCGCGCGGUCCCCUUUGCCGGGAUGUUUCCAUUGCUUCAUGUUUCAGUAAACAAAGGAGUUUGUGACCAACUAUGUUUUCUUUCUUAAUUUAAUUCUUCUAAGUUGACUUUUCUUUCCUCCUGAUACUAGUCUCUGUAGCCUUUCACUCUAUUCCUUAUGUUCUCAGCCUCUGAGCAGCCCUAGGUAAGGAUUAUGCUGGCAUCCCCUUUUUCCUGUACAGUGGAAUCCCUCUUAUCUUGCUUUCCUUAGGAGUUGAACCCUUCUCCCUGUCUACCUGCAACAUCUCCUUUCCCUUUAAAAUGACCAUGUAGUGGCAAGCAGCCUUUUACUCUUCUCUGUUAGCUCUGGACUCUAACAUUGAAGCUAAUCUUCUGAAACUGCUAGGACCAUUGGGGUUUUGGUGGUUGUUGUUUUGUUUGUUUUGUUUUUUUAUGUCUGACCUGUGAUCAUGGUACAGCAUUAGCUGAAAUUUAGCCUUGUUUUACUCCACUUCUCCCCCCUUUUUUUUUUAAUAUUUUGACAAAUAAACAUUUCUAACACUUAAGUAUC